This is a messenger RNA of Ambispora gerdemannii, 309 nucleotides long. The record is from the annotation of a GenBank genome assembly. NCBI's taxonomy places the organism in Eukaryota, Fungi, Glomeromycota, Glomeromycetes, Archaeosporales, Ambisporaceae.
AUGGCCUGGAAUCAAAUCGAAAAAUACCAUAACGUAAAAAAUCGUAUUGAAGAACUAAAUAAUGACGGUAAAUACAACAAAGAUGUUCCACUCAAAUCGUUUAUAUUACUUGAUAUUCGCGAAACGACAUCCAUAAAGAAAAAUUAUCCGCAUACAGUACAUAAUUAUUCGACUCUUUUCAUGGUGGAUCAAGAUAAUAUAAGCGUUAUUAAGCUAAAAAGUGCUCCAAAGAAAAUAAUGAGUGAUAAUUUAAGCAAUCAAUCUGUUAGCGAAAAAUUAGAGGAUUUAAUACAAGUAUUUGAGUACUAA